CUAAUCUCCAAAAUUGCAGCCAUGAAACCGUUUCUGAUCUUAUUGACGUUGGCAGUUCUGUCAGCAAUGAUUCUUGCAUCUCCAGCAAAUCCAGCUGAUAAAAAACCGAAUACAGAUGCAAGCAAAAAACAAGAAGCUUCCAAACCAGAACCUCAAGCAAAACCACAACCAAAUGCUAAAGCAUCUCCUCCCAAUGGUACUAACAAGGACACUGCAAAUCAAAAUUCACAGGCAAAAAAAGCAGCAAGCAAAAAGGUAAAGUCAUCCGAUCAAAAGAAACCUCCGACAGGCAAAGGAAGUGAAGAUAAACAAGCACCACAACAGAGCUCUACUGACAAGCCAUCCGAAAAACCGACGAAGCGAUUUGUUGCCUUCAGAUCUCACAUGCAGUAAUGAAUCUUUUGGACUAUUGUGCUUCUUUUAAUCAGUAA
Chironomus riparius is the source of this 431-nucleotide messenger RNA. Lineage: Eukaryota; Metazoa; Arthropoda; Insecta; Diptera; Chironomidae. The record is from the annotation of a GenBank genome assembly.